AUGGGAAACACUGUUAAAUUUGAAAGAUUCUUCCCUAAGCCCUGGUGUCUUGGUGGUGACUUCAAUAAGAUCAGAAAUUUAGGGGAAAGAAUUGGAACAUCAAGAAGGGAUAGGGGCAUGAAAGAGUUCAAUGACUUCAUAGAUAGGUGUGAGGUGGUAGAUGUGCAAAUGAUAGGAAGAAAAUAUACAUGGUGCAAUGCUCUUAAUGGAAACAAAUGGAGUAGGAUUGACAGAUUCCUUAUUAAUCCAGAGUGGAUGGAGAGAUUCAAGUUCAAACUUUGGGGUCUUCCAAGAGUAGCAUCUGAUCACUGCCCAAUUGUGCUCAUGGAGGAUGAAAAGGAUUGGGGGCCUAAACCUUUCAAGUUUUUGAAUGCUUGGCUUUUGCAUCCUAACUUUGCUUCUUUUAAAGCUGUACAUCUGAAGCUGACAUUGAAAAAAUGGAGUAAAGAGGUGUAUGGUAAUGUAGCAUCCAAACUCCAAGAGUCUGAAUAUGAACUCAAUGAGCUGGAUCUGAUAGCUGAAUCCAAGCCUUUGGAGGAUGAGGAAUUGAAGUUAAAAAGAGAGACCAGAAAUGAAAUGUGGAGGCUGAACAGGAACUUGGAAUGGAAAUGGCUUCAAAAAUCCAGGUUUGACUGGAAUUUGAAAGGAGAUAGAAACAAAAGAUACUUCCAUGCCAUGGCAAAAUAA
Molecule: messenger RNA, 687 nt
Organism: Camellia sinensis
Lineage: Eukaryota; Viridiplantae; Streptophyta; Magnoliopsida; Ericales; Theaceae
Source: RefSeq, a predicted model, not a curated record